CAGACCCCAGAGCAGAGACCCGGACCGCGCGAGAGACACCGUGAGCUCUGAGCACCCUCGUCUGCAAGUUGCUACCAUGGAGAUCAGCCGAGCUGGAGAGGCUCGGAGUAACGGCGAGUCUUGCACCACGUGGAGUGCGCUGUCCUCAGCGCGCACCUCCUCCAUCCGCAGCAAGUCGCCACAAGCAAUCCUGGCUCUCUUUGGCCCUCAAAUGACCCACCGGGAGAAGCUGGAGCUUGCCGCCAUACAGGAAGUAUGGUACUUUGCGCUCCGCAACAGAUCCCGGGGACCAAACAACGAUGGAUACGACGACCACGAACAUCAUUACAUUCCGGUCCAGCAUGAGCACCUCCACUACCGCUAUGAGGUGCUGAAGAAGAUUGGGUACGGAGGUCAAGGCCAGGUGAUCCGGUGCCUUGACCACAUGAGGAACACCCUGGUGGCCGUGAAGAUCUUGGUAUCACCAUUGAGCUCCAAGCGUGAUAAAUUUCAGAGAAUGGAGAUCAAGAUGGCUCUGGCACUUCAGGGCGAGGGCAGUGAUGAGGACUACAACGUCGUCAAAGUCCUGAAAUAUUUUGACUUCAGAGGACACCACUGCAUUGUCCUGGAGCUGUUGAAGGAGAGCCUCCAUGAUGUGAUUAAGGAAGCGGGGCUCCGGCAAUUGCACAUGGGGAUGGUGAAAACUUACACCAGGGGCAUCCUCAAGUUCCUUUGCCACACCAAGGCCAGGAGCAUCAUCCAUGCGGACAUCAAGCCAGAAAAUGUUCUAAUCAAGGAUACCGUGACCGGCACCAUCAGGGUCACGGACUUUGGCACCAGCUUUUUUGUGAAAAGUCAACCUCUUUAUGUUGGUGGGACCCGGCCAUUCCAAUCUCCGGAGGUAUUGCUGGGCUACAGAUUGACCUGUGCAGUGGACAUGUGGGCACUGGGCUGCACGGUGGCGGAGUUGGUGACCGGCAGGGAAUUAUUCCAGUCGGACAGCCGCGACGACCACCUCCCGUGCUGCAUGGAGAUCCUCGGGUUGCCUCCAAGAUGUAUGAUGGAUGCAGCUCCUGACGGAAUGCACUACUUUGAUCGUGUGGGCAUGAUGUUCUGCCCAGUCAAGAGAAGGGUGCCAGGGAGCUUGUCACUUCACGGGGCACUCAAUAGCCACGACCCGGAGUUUGUUGAUUUCGUCAGCUCUUGCCUGCGAUGGGAUCCGGAUUGUCGCAUGACGCCAGCGCAGGCGCUGGGUCACAGCUGGCUCCGGACCGCGGCCACCAGCACCACCAGCACCACCAGCAACGCCACCACCACUGCUACUCCUGGCAGUGUACAGUGUUUUGGAGCUGCUGAGCGACGAGCGGAGCCGGCGCUGCCCCCAUCCUCCGCGCUUGCCCAGGCCUCUAAAUGGCUGACGGUUGUUGUGGAGGAAGAGGAGACUCCGGUGGAGGAGCUGUUGGUGCAGGAGGAGGAGACCCUGGUGGAGGAGCUGGUGGUGCAGGAGGAGAAGACCCUGGUGGAGGAGCUAGUGGUGCAGGAGGAGGAGACCCUGGUGGAGGAGCUGGUGGGAUAA
Molecule: messenger RNA, 1555 nt
Organism: Lethenteron reissneri (Far Eastern brook lamprey)
Lineage: Eukaryota; Metazoa; Chordata; Hyperoartia; Petromyzontiformes; Petromyzontidae
Product: dual specificity tyrosine-phosphorylation-regulated kinase 2-like
Biological process (GO): peptidyl-serine phosphorylation; peptidyl-threonine phosphorylation
Cellular component (GO): cytoplasm; cytoskeleton
Molecular function (GO): protein serine/threonine kinase activity; ATP binding
Source: RefSeq, a predicted model, not a curated record